AUGGAUGCCACCGCCCCGCUCCUCCUGCUCCCCCUGGUUUGGGGGUCCCACGGGUCCUGGUCCUCCCCAUGCCCCGGCAACGGGGAGCCCUGCCGCCUGGCCUUCGUGUCGCACAACCCCGCCGCGCUCCCGUGCGCCGCCCCCGGGGCCGCCUGGGCCUUCCUUCCCCUGGGCCCGGGCCCCCGGACGCCGUGGGGCCUCCUCCCGCCCGGGGCCUCCGUGGCGGCGUCCGGCGCCCUCCACCUUGACCGGCCCCCACCCAACGCGUCUGGCCUCUACCGCUGCCGGGACCAGGACGGCCACACGCGCGCACUCUACGAGGUGGACUUCCAGCCGGCCGAGGCCCUGCGGCUCAGCCACGCAGGGCUGGGCCAGCGGGCCCUGGGCCCUGAGCCGGGGGUGGCGGGGUCUCGGGGCGGGGCGGCACUGCUGACGCGCUGGGGGCCGUGGCAGCCGUGCGGCCUGUGCGGGGCCCCGGCCGAGCGGAAGCGGCUGGGCCUCUGCUUUGCGCUGUUGCCCCUUGGCGGCCCACAGCCGUGUGGCCUGGCCAAGCUGCCGGGGCCGGGCCGGGGGCCCGAGCUCAGGAUCGAGACCUGCUGGGAGCCCUGCGACGCGGCCGGGCCCGGACCCACCGUCGGACCCCUCCUGGUCUCCGGCCGCUACGAGGUCCCCGAGGGCGGCGGCGCCAUCUGGCUGACCUGCCCCUCGGGCUCCAUUUACAGGCCCGUGGCCUGGCUGGGCGAGUCCCGAGCCCUGACGUGGCUGGAACAGCUGCGGCCCAACGCGUCGGACCCGCUGGGCCCCGUCCUGGAGCCGGCCACGGGCGGCAGCCGUAUCCGCGUCUCCUCCCCCGGCCUCUACCGCUGCUUCGUGGACCAGAGGCUGGUGGGACGCUUCGUGCUGGCGCGGCCCGGGCCCCCGCCGCCGGACCCGCCCGAGCUGCGCCGGGCGCAGGCCGCGGUACAGGCUCUGCUGGCGGCCAGCGGGGCGGCCCUGCUCGCCCUCCUAGCCCUCAGUGCGGGGGCCGCCUGCGGGGGCGGCGGGGGCCCCCACAGGAAAUAAACCGGCCCCCCACCCACGUGAGGCCCUGGCUCUGUCAGAGGCUGGGGCGGCUCUGCUCCCGCCCAGUCCAGCCCCGCGCCGCGCAUUCCUGGCCCCAGACCGCGCUAACUCGGUUUUGGACACUUUAAU
Messenger RNA from Tachyglossus aculeatus (Australian echidna), 1191 nucleotides. RefSeq names its product family with sequence similarity 187 member B (gene FAM187B). The transcript has 2 exons. The coding region runs from base 1 to 1062 and encodes 353 amino acids. Lineage: Eukaryota; Metazoa; Chordata; Mammalia; Monotremata; Tachyglossidae. The record is from RefSeq and is a predicted model, not a curated record.